AUGCCCGUUCAGUACUCUCCCGAGGACACCAAUCGCCUGAGCGGUCCUCGCGUGGGAGCCGACUCGUUGCCGAGCCUCGCCGUACUUCGAGGGCGUCGAACCCGUGCCAGAAACGCCCUCCAGACCGAAAUUGAGACACUGACGGUUUUCCAGUGCAUCGACAACAGCAAUCGACUCGCGAUCCUCAGCGCGAGGUCCAGAGUCGACGGCCGCCUCGACGUGGUCCGCCGGGUGUGCGAAGAAAUCUCGCGUCAUCCCCUCCUCCCUGAAGCUGAUGCAGAGCGGGAGUCCGAGGAAGCUGAGUCUGCGAUCGAGUUAGGCCUCACCGCCAAGAGAAUCAUCGACGGCUUGCUUGCGAUAGAGCUUCUCGAAAAAUCGGCUACAGCCUCGGCCGUCUCGAGCUGCCGCGCCGACGCAGCGGCUGACGAGAUCGUCGGACAGGUGCAUGUCUCCGGUGAGCGAUUACCUGCCGACGACGGCGGAAACCAAAUUUCGAGAGUGAGCGCGCGUGUUGACAGUUCGGAAACAACAAACGGUGCGCGAUCUUCAUCAGUAUCUGCGAGCAGCAACUGCGCCAAUCCGAGACUCUAUCUUGACACUACUCCAGAGGUAUUCGACGGGUCAGUCUCGCGCUAUAAGUUAUGGCGCUCCCAGUUCAUGAAUUACGUCCGCCGAAGAACAGAAGCUACUGACAGCGACAAGUUGGUGGCCAUGUGUAAACAUCUCUCCGGCGCACCGAAGAGCCUGAUCUGCGAGCUGCCAUUGAUCGAUAGCAACUUCGAAGUCGCCCUACGAUUGCUAGACGAUAACUACAGUGUUCCGGAGCUCAGACAGCAGGAGGUGAUCAAUCAUACCACCCGAGUGCCACUCGCUCGGAACCCGAAUGAUACCGCAGGAUUGCGUGAGCUCCUGAACGAUACGCAGCGAACCAUACUCGCUCUGGAGGGUGUCAAUGUGCCGUUGCAGAGUAUUGCCCUAACGUACGAGCAAACAAUCCGCAACGCUCUACCGGUGAACCUAGUGUUGAACUUCGAAGAUCGGCAGCAGGACGUUCUCCCUACCGACAGUUCCGCGGACGAAAAUCAGGCUGCCGCCGCAGCGCGAAGAUUAGAAGACCUCCUCGCCUUCCUCAGGAGAUACACCGUCCUGCGAGAACGGAAGACGUCGACCCAACAGCGAAGUACUGUCGGGGAUCAAGCCGAGCCGACAUCGUCUGAUCACAGGAGGUCCAAGUCCCGUGUACUUCCUAGGAAUCCUCCUCGCCCGCCUCCACCUUUCACCGCAGCUGCUGCCGCAAGGAACACUCCUCGCAGAGCGCGCAAAUCUCGCGAGAGCCCAUGCCUAUUCUGUGGCAGCUCCGAACAUCGACCGUCCACUUGCACCGCUGAAAUCACAAUGAGUCAACGUUUGGAAACUCUCGCACAGCGCCGACGGUGUGUGAGGUGCUUUCAGUUCGAGCAUCCACCAUCCCGUCGAUGUACGGGACCCAAAGAGCCUUGUCGAAAGUGUAACAGCUCAGAGCAUUACACGGUCAUGCAUGAACAGUCUGGCGGUCAGGCGAACCCUCGAACAACGGCCAGUAUUCUACAAACUGUCGCAGCCGCCUCAAGCGCUCGCUCCGUCGUCAUGACCGCUAGCGCAUUCGUCAUCUUCGGACGUUCGAGGAUCAGGAUCCGAUGCUUCUUCGACAGCGGGUCAAUGGUCUCCUUCGUUACCAGCAAGCUGAUUCGCCAGCUUCCGGGCAUCCCACCAGAGGCUCGCGUCGACCUAAAUCUACAGGCUUUCGAUAGCCAACACGCCAUCACCACGAAUCGUUACGCUCUCCGGCUGGUGGGUGCUCGCGACGAGUGCGAGUCGAUCGAGAUUCACGCCCACGAGUAUGAUUUCGGUGUCGACCCUCCAUCUAACUGCUCGGACCAAAUGCGACAACUCAUUCGGCAUUUCGGAGUGACGCAUCCGCUGGCCGACCCAUCCAUCAUCGAUCACGUCGACGAUGCUGCUCCUGAUCUGUUGAUUGGAGUAGACCAAAUGUACAAGAUUCUUCACCUGAACAAGGAAGCCGUAAUCGAUGGGAACUUGAUCGCCAAAUCCUCGAGAUUCGGUUGGCUGAUCUCCGGCUCUUACGGACCCAAUUCGACUCGCGGCGAUGUAGUCCGAGUCCAGCCCAUCUGCUGCGCAGCUACGAUGUCUCAGCCUGCGGAAGAUCUCGAGCGUCUUUGGAAAUUGGAGGCGAUCGGGCCCGCCGAAUCCGCGGAAAGCGACCUGAACGAAGCCGACCAUGAGGCACUCCGACAGUUUGGGGAUAGCAUCGCAUACGACGGUCAACGUUACACUGUCGCUAUGCCAAAACGUGAUUCCAUUGAACAGCUGUCGAACAAUCUCGAAACUGCUCUCUUUCGUUUAUCGGCGAAACGCCGCGCACUAACGCGCGAUCCCGAGUCCCUGGAUCGAUACGAUAGAGAAAUCAUGGCCUUCGUUCGAGCAGGUCAUGCGGAGGAAGUCUUCGAUGCCGAUCUGACAGCUCCAAGCGCUCGGGACCACCGAUUCUACUUGCCGCAUAGACAAGUCAUAACCCAGAGAGAAGAUGGGGACAAAUGGAGGAUCGUUUUCGAUGGAUCUUCCUCAGCAGCCGGCGAGACAUCGCUCAACUCUCAUUUAUUGGCCGGCCCAAAUCUGAAUCCAGACAUUCUGCGACUCCUUUUCAACUUCCGACUUCGAGCAGUGGCCCUCUCAGCUGACAUCGUACAGGCUUACAUGACCAUUGACCUUGCUGCUGAGGAUCGCCCCCUCUUCCGUUUCCUGUGGCAGGGACCCAAGGAUACAAGAGUUCGCUGUUUCCAAUUUCGAAGGGUACCCUGGGGCGCCACACCCAGUGGAUUUUUGCUCGCCGCCGUUCUGCGCGAACAUUUCAGGCGGAUCGAUCCGACGUUAGCCUACGAUUUGGGUAGCUCGUUCUAUUUCGACGAUAUGCUCCGCAGUUUCGACUCAGAAGCAGAAGCGAUCCAGUUCUGCGACAAAAUCAUGGAUUGGAUGCAAUCAGCGAGCAUGAGUCUCGGGAAAUGGAAGUCCAACUCGCGGGGCGUCAUCGACCAUCUCAGGACUCGAUCGAUCCUCUCGAGAUCAUCCGCCGUCUUGGUCGAGACUGGACUACUCCGGGUCCUGGGCAUCGCUUGGGCUCCGGAGAGCGACCAGUUCCAGUUUCAAAUGUCGGAUGUCAGCCGGCUUGCGGGGGCGGGGAAGACCGCCACCAAGCGGCAGGUGCUUCGCGUGGUCGCUUCGAUCUUUGACCCGGUCGGCUGGUUGAUUCCCUUCACACUUCGAGGCAAGCUACUUGUCCAGCGACUGUGGUCACAGACGCUUCGAUGGGACGAUCCGCUCUCCGGUCCCCUGCUCGACGACUUCCGGGAAUGGGUGGCCGAGAUCCCGACCCUAUCGCGCCUUCGAAUCCCUCGUUUGUAUGGGGAUCCUGGCAGAGGAGUCAUCGGAUAUCAACUCCAUGUGUUCGGCGACGCCAGCGAGGAAGCGUAUGCUGCCGCCGCCUACCUCCAGACCUUGUACGCCGACGGAGGCAGUGGCUGUUCACUCCUGAUGUCCAAGUCCCGCGUGGCUCCUAAAGAGAAGGUCUCGAUUCCCCGACUCGAAUUGUUGGCUGCCUUGCUCAGCUCUCGUCUAGGAGCUUUCGUCACCGAGAGGCUGGGAGCGAAACUCGAUAGGACGACCUACUACACCGAUUCAGCGGUCACUUACUAUUGGUGUAUCGCAGAAGAACCCACCAGGUGGAAAACUUGGGUCUGCAACAGAGUCACCGAGAUCCAGAAGCUUACUUCUUCGAAACAGUGGUUUCACGUCGAGGGGAAGCAUAAUGUCGCUGAUAUCGCAUCUCGGGGUACGUCCGCUCAGGAUCUUCUCUCGAACCCGGAGUGGUUUGGAGCUCCCUCGUGGCUGUCUGAACCUGAGGACCAUCGACCGGUAAAGCGCCUGCGGGCCGGUUGUGACAAUACGGAUUCCAUUAGUAAGGAACUCCGAUUAGUAGUCACUCCCGCAGUCGUUGCGCCUGAAUUGGUAGAUCUUCAGCGAUUCAGUAGCUGGGAAAAAUCGCUCAGGGUAGUGGCGAACGUGCUUCGAUUCGUUCGGCGUUGCCGCCGCCGUAACGUUGGCGACUCCGUCGGGGAGGCCGAAUUACGGUCGCAGUCCGAGCUACUCCUCAUCAAAUGGACUCAGUCUGCCUACUUUGCGAACGAGAUCACGGCCACUCUGGCUCACGAGAGACCUACGAGAUCAUCAAAGCUCACGUUAUAUCGGCUACAUCUGGAUGAUAACGGGCUCCUUCGAGCUCAGUCUCGACUCACUGCUGCCAAUCAUUUCACAUAUGACGAGAAAAAUCCCAUCAUCAUUCCGGGCGAGAGCAGACUCGCUACCCUGCUUAUAUUACAUCAUCAUCGACUCAAUGCCCACAUGGGCGUAAGCACGAUUCUUAACGCCUUACGACGACGUUUCUGGAUCCUGCGCGGUCGCCAGGUCAUCAAGAGGCUUCUUCGAGGUUGCGUUGUCUGCAAUCGAGCGCAGGGACCCGGCGCUGAUCAGGUUCAGGCUCCUCUGCCGCUCGAGAGAGCCUCAUUGGUCGCUCCGUUCACCGUGACCGGCGUCGAUUUCUGUGGACCCUUUCACACCCGUUCCCGAGAAGGUCCCGUGAAAAAUUACAUCGCGCUUUUCACCUGCACCAGCAUCCGCGCUCUACACCUCGAACUGGUCCCGGUCAUGUCGACGCUCCAGACUCAUCUUGCCUUGCGCAGAUUCCUCGCGGAACACCAAUCGUGUCGCAAGUUCAUCUCCGAUAACGGUCGCUCCUUUGUCCGCGCCGCAGCGGAUAUUCGUCGACUCUUCAGCGAGAUCCGUAAUCCUCAAGUUCGGGAAUUUCUCGCUCAACAUCGUAUCGAAUGGGUUUUCAAUUGUCCCCGGGCCAGUUGGAGAGGCGGGUUUUUUGAACGUCUCGUCGGCGUUACCAAGAGAUGUUUGAUCAAAACUCUUGGCCGUUGCCUCGUCAGCUCAGAGGAGCUACGUACCAUAAUUCGCGAGUUAUCGGCCACGAUAAACGAUCGACCGCUCUCGUAUGUUUGUGACGACCCGAGGGAGAUGCGAGCCAUCACUCCUUCCCAUUUUCUUCACGGAGGGCCACUCGAGUCCCCUCUCUGUGCGCGAUUUCCUCUAGACAGCUUGGGGCCGAACGGGAGUGUUCCGGACAUGCCACCAGGUGCAGAAGUGCUACGCAGAGCCUUGCUGGAGCGGACCAAUUACUUCAAAUCCCUCUCUUCGCGCUGGCGUCAGGAAUACAUGUUGCUUCUACGCUCGGCGAACCUCGAUCGAAAGGGAAAACCUCGCCCGCUGACCGAUGAUUCUAUCUGCCUGCUAAAAGAAGACACCAUUCCAAGGUCGAAAUGGCACAUGGUUCGUGUACUUCGAGGCCAUCCCGGCCGUGAUGGCGCAGUACGAACAUACUCCGUACGUUUCUCGAACGGCUUUGAGAGUAGACGAGCUGCCCAAACGCUCAUUCCCUUAGAAGUACCUGACCGAAUCGACGAAGAGACUCCUGCAGUGUAA
Molecule: messenger RNA, 5598 nt
Organism: Galendromus occidentalis (western predatory mite)
Lineage: Eukaryota; Metazoa; Arthropoda; Arachnida; Mesostigmata; Phytoseiidae
Exons: 1
Coding region: 1-5598 (1865 amino acids)
Biological process (GO): DNA integration
Molecular function (GO): nucleic acid binding
Source: RefSeq, a predicted model, not a curated record